AUGUAUCACCAGGAGCAGGCGUCAAGGGGUUACCAGGAGAAAUUGGAGUCUAAGAUCCACCAAACCGAAGCGUGGCAAAAGGAUAUGACCGAUUACCUUGCACAGCUGGAGGAUGCUCUCUCACAAAGCAAGUAUGAGAUGUGUAACCUGGAAGCGAGGUUAGCACGCGUUGGCUGGGAGAAAGAAUCUCUACUCCAAAGCUUCCAUUUGGAGAGGGCGAGAGCAAAGGAGAUGGAAUUGCGUCUUGCAACUUCGCUAUGGACCGAGUCCCACAUCACAACAAUAAAUGGAGGCGAAGGCCAUCUGGAGAACGCUCAUAUCGAAGCUCAGGGCAACACUCAUGCGACGUUGGAACACGGACGGCUAUGCGAUUCCAUCUCAACGUUGCGAGCUACUGUCGAGUCGUUGGACAUUACUAUGCAGCAAUUCACGGAAGCGCUGCCAAAUAUGCGUGAACGAGUCCGCUACACUCAGAUGACAGCAGAGGAUGGCUCCAGAUGCGUUUCAGAGAGAGGCAAGGACCCCUGUGCAUGA
Messenger RNA from Aspergillus thermomutatus, 534 nucleotides. RefSeq lists its product as uncharacterized. NCBI's taxonomy places the organism in Eukaryota, Fungi, Ascomycota, Eurotiomycetes, Eurotiales, Aspergillaceae. The record is from RefSeq and is a predicted model, not a curated record. Bases 1 to 534 code for a protein of 177 amino acids. The transcript has a single exon.